Cajanus cajan (pigeon pea) is the source of this 962-nucleotide messenger RNA. It is a transcript of the gene E12A11, whose product is annotated as PEBP (phosphatidylethanolamine-binding protein) family protein. The record is from RefSeq and is a predicted model, not a curated record. NCBI's taxonomy places the organism in Eukaryota, Viridiplantae, Streptophyta, Magnoliopsida, Fabales, Fabaceae. Gene Ontology annotation, biological process: positive regulation of seed germination; response to abscisic acid.
AAAAUAGGGGUCCCUCAUAUUUCAUCUUGGUUGCAUUGUUUUCUCAGGAAAAAACUUCUAUAUAAACCCUAUAGUGGUGAAAGCAAGCACCACCAACUCUUCAGUGCAUACUCUCUUUGUUGCUUAUGCGCUCUUUCUCUCUCACUCUUUUCUUGUGCAUUGCUUCUGUUGCUUUCAUGGCUGCUUCCGUUGAUCCCCUUGUGGUUGGUCGGGUUAUUGGUGAUGUGGUGGACAUGUUUAUCCCUUCAGUGAACAUGUCUUUGUACUUUGGCUCCAAGCAUGUCACCAAUGGCUGUGACAUCAAACCCUCCAUAGCAAUUAGCCCUCCCAAGAUCACUCUCACAGGGAAUAUGGAUAACCUUUAUACCCUGGUUAUGACCGAUCCCGAUGCACCAAGCCCCAGUGAACCAAGCAUGCGGGAGUUGAUUCAUUGGAUCGUGGUCAACAUACCUGGAGGCACCAACCCCACAAGGGGUAAAGAGAUUUUACCCUACUUGGGACCAAAGCCACCGGUAGGGAUCCACCGCUUCAUCUUUGUUCUGUUUCAGCAAAAGGGACCUUUGGCUGCUGUGGAGCAGCCAACAACUCGUGCGGGUUUCAACACUCGCUACUUCGCCAGCCAAUUGGACUUGGGCCUUCCUGUGGCCACUGUCUAUUUCAAUGCUCAGAAAGAGCCUAAGAGGCGUUGAAUCCAAGCAUGCAUGCGUGCAUGCUUCGUUUGUCGAGUAAAUCCAAGCAAUCUAUAAUGUCGAGUGUCGGUUUAUGCAAUCUAUAAUGUCUAGUGUCGGUUUAUAAUAAGAGAGACUUGUAUAGUUAUAUAGCUGCUUAGGGUUAGGGUUUAUUUGGUCUCGGCCAUUUCAUCUCUGCCUUUGAUAUCUUUUUUCUAUAUCUAUGUCUCUCCCGUCUUUGGAUUUCUCAAAGUCUUUGGAUUUCUCAAAUAUAUCAAAAUUUCAUCUAUGUUA